AUGGCCAAGCUUUUCAUUAGAAACGUAUUCCUACUACCCUUAAUCGUAAUAUUAUCCAUAAGCUUCUUUAUUUACAAGUUUCACAAUAACAGUGCUCUAAUUUCCCAACUAGUCUCCAAAGCAGUCUUCCAUCGAGAAUUCGGUGAAUUCCCACCAUUGAAAAAAGGCAAUCGAUGGAUUGUGGUGACAAGUGUCAGUCAGCCAACUGAGGAUGUUAAGAGACUUGCUGCAAUUGAAGACUGGAAUCUGGUAGUAGUGGCGGAUACCAAGACCCCGCUAGAUUGGAAGCUCGAAAAUGUGCACUUCUUAUCAGUUGCCUAUCAGAAGCAGCUACCAUUCACCCUGGUCAGUGAACUCCCUUACAAAUCCUACACCCGGAAAAACAUUGGAUAUCUCUACGCGAUCUCAAAGGGUGCUGAAUGGAUUUAUGAUACUGAUGAUGAUAAUAAGCCUUAUGGGCUGGGACUGAAACAGUUUGAUUAUGAAGAUCAGGUGUCCGGGGUACGGUUCCUCCCGCAGAACGCAUCGGGUAUAAGCCAACGACUCUUUAAUCCUUACCGGUUCUAUGGAAUGGAUGGAAUGUGGCCCCGAGGGUUCCCCUUGGAACAUUUUGAGAAGCACACAAAUGGAAAUAACAGUCAAGUACUUUGCUACAAGAUGAAAAGAGCUGCUGUUCAGCAAGGACUUGUACAUCAUGACCCUGAUGUUGAUGCUAUUUAUCGAUUGUUGAAUGCUGACAAGAAUAAUGGAUUAAAUGUGGAGUUCAACAAAUUCGCACCUCCUAUCACUUUAUCAGUUGGGACGUAUUCUCCAUGGAACUCACAGAAUACCCUGUUCCACAAAUCGGCUUUCCAUACUAUGUUCUUACCGACUACAGUAUCAUUCAGAACCACUGACAUCUGGAGAUCAUUCAUCUCUCAAAAAAUCCUGCACUUAUCCGGACUGACCGUAUCCUUCGUUUCCACCAACGCAGUUCAAUUCAGAAAUGCCCACGACUAUCUAAAAGACUUUAAAAAUGAGAAGCAAGUUUAUGAAGAUUCAGGAAAAAUGAUAGAGUUCCUACAUAAUUGGAAUUGCACCAGGAAUAACUCAACAGUUUUGGAAAACUGUAUAAAUCAACUUUUGGUGGACCUGGCUAAAGAAAAGUUAUGGGGUUCCGAAGAUGCACGACUCAUGGGGAUGUACUUGGAAGAUUUGAAAUCUAUGGGAUUCAAAUUCCCCAAGCUCGUCGGAAACAGUACUCAAGAUUACUCUGCGUCAAGAGAUGAAACAACUCGAGAUGUAAACUGUAGACGGAUGCAUCUAGAAUUUGAUUUGCUCAAGCCAAGAGAGGACCAAAGUAUUCGAAGAGCGGAACAAAAGCUGAACUAUUUCGGGAAUAUCGUGGAUUGGUGCAAUGAAACCGGAUAUUCAGACAUAUCCAUAAAUUUCCCAUCACCUAAGCAGCUUGCAAAACAGAACAACGAAUCGUAUGUUUUCCAAAAGGAUUUGAACAGUGUACUCCUUGCGGUCAACAACUACCCCUGGGAUUACGGUAUGGGGCUCAUACAACGCCUUUACCAACCUUACUUUGCCACAAUUAUAUUCUGUGGGUCCUGGUACCCGGAAAACUUUCAAAACUUGGAUAAAACCACCUCAAUUAUGCACCCCAUCAACUAUAUUCAUAUGAACCCUGCCGAAAUGUCAAAAGGUGCAUUCGCCUAUCACUGUGUCACUCUUGUUAAGGAACUUCGUCUGAACAAUGUGCAAGGGUACUUUCUGAUGUCAGACGAUGCAGUCUUCAACAUCUGGCAGCGCAUCGACUACGCAAGAGUUCAUCAUAUCCACGGAUCCAAUAAUUUGUAUAACAGUUGGUACAAUCAUACACAAUAUGGAGCAAAAGCUGCAAAGCGGGUCCUUGAGAUUGUGAAAACCACGAAUGACACCGAAAUUAAGACGACUUGGCAAAAAUUCGAUGAUGGGCUGAGAAAGUAUGAUUACCACAAUUUGACGGAGGGCGCUGAAGCCCAAAUGUUGAACCAUCUCGGGAAAAGUGUUUCAGAUUUCUACUACAUUCCCACAAGUGAAAUCGAGUACUAUGCAAAUCUCAUGAGAAUUUUCUAUCAAGCCAACCUAUUCUUGGAAAUCGCUAUGAAUCGAUUCAUUAGAUCAGUUGAUCAUCAAAUAUCACUCCAAGGUGCAUGCAGCUAUCUCUGGGUAGAAGAAGAUCGUCAGCACUGGCCAGAUUUCUAUAAUCAGGAUCUUGUCGCCUUGCAUCCCGUGAAACCCAGCUUGUUCAAAACUGCGGGGGAGGACAGGAAAACAUAUUGUGCAACGGUUAUUCAAACUUGGGCGGACAUUGUGUUCGGCGGAUCUACAAACUACACUGUUAAGGGUGAUGAUGUGAAAGAGGUCUACCUUCCGGAAUAA
This is a messenger RNA of Caenorhabditis elegans, 2409 nucleotides long. RefSeq names its product Glycosyltransferase (gene F56H6.9). The coding region runs from base 1 to 2409 and encodes 802 amino acids. The record is from RefSeq and is marked reviewed. Lineage: Eukaryota; Metazoa; Nematoda; Chromadorea; Rhabditida; Rhabditidae. The transcript is spliced from 14 exons.